This is a messenger RNA of Nerophis lumbriciformis (worm pipefish), 4547 nucleotides long. Its product is annotated as RNA-binding protein MEX3B. The record is from RefSeq and is a predicted model, not a curated record. NCBI's taxonomy places the organism in Eukaryota, Metazoa, Chordata, Actinopteri, Syngnathiformes, Syngnathidae. Gene Ontology annotation, molecular function: RNA binding.
UUGUUGUGUGUCGGGUGACGUCAGCGGUGUGCGGGAGCCUGGCGAGACAAAGGCGUGGAGGAGCAGCGCAGGAGCGGAGCGGGGAGGAGCAGCGCAGGAGUGGAGCGAAGUGGGGUCAGCAGCAGGCAGAAGGAGCCCACUUUGUUGGACACUUGGAAACGGCCAACCGCCAGCUUCUCCCGGCCAGCCUGGCACCAGAGCGGCUGCGGGAGAUGAAAGUAGAGUCCUAGUUCUAGUCCUCGUCCUCAACCUUUUAUAGUCUUUCUCUUUUACUGCUAGGCGGCUAACUGCUAGCGGCUAACUGCUAGCCGCACAAAGGCGGCUCCUUCUUCUUCUCACAAGCACAACAAGUUGGCGCCAGUCCACCGAGUCGGGAUCAAAUCACUCCACACGCGGCGGCCGUCCGUGAUCUGAUGUGAGAUCCAGGAUGCCGAGCCCUUUAUUCCACCCCGAGAUCAUGGAGCACGACGUGGUGAUCAGCAGCCAGCACAACGGGCUCGCUCUGGCCCGGGAAAGCGAGCAGGAGUCCCGGGACGAGGACCACCAGGAGGUGCUCCGCUUCGCCCUGGACCAGCUGUCACUCAUGGCCCUGGAGAAGGUGGACUGCAUGGACGGCAGCCAGGCUCCCAGCUCCGAGGGUUACGUGGAUCUCCAGAUGCUCGACCACCCCGGCGGCUCGCGGGACUCGCCCACGUCCUGCUCCCCGUCGCCGGAGUACUACGGCUCGGGCGGCUACCACAUGUCCGGCUCGCACGCCCUGCUCCAUGGGGAGCAGAGCAGGAAGAGAAGCGUCAACAUGACGGAGUGUGUGCCGGUGCCCAGCUCGGAACAUGUGGCAGAGAUUGUGGGCCGACAAGGUUGUAAGAUCAAGGCGCUACGUGCCAAGACCAACACUUACAUCAAGACCCCCGUCAGAGGGGAGGAGCCAGUGUUCAUCGUGACGGGGCGCAGGGAGGAUGUGGAGAUGGCCAAGCGUGAGAUCGUCUCUGCCGCUGAACAUUUCUCCAUGAUCCGGGCGUCCCGCUGCAAAGCCGGAGGACCUGCAGCAGCAGGAGGAGGAGGGGGAGCUGGAGGGGGAGGAGGCUCGCUCCCCGGACCGCCACACCUCCCUGGACAAACAACCAUUCAGGUGAGGGUGCCCUACAGAGUGGUGGGCUUAGUUGUGGGACCAAAAGGAGCCACCAUCAAGCGCAUCCAGCAGCAGACCCACACCUACAUCGUGACGCCCAGUCGAGAGAAGGACCCCGUGUUCGAGGUGACCGGCAUGCCUGAGAACGUGGAUCGGGCCAGGGAGGAGAUCGAGACCCACAUCACGCUGAGAACCGGAACCUUUGUGGACCUUCAGGGGGACAACGACUUCCACACCAACGGCACAGACGUCAGCCUGGAGGGUCUGGGCUCCCUCAGCGCGGGUCUGGGAGCAUCCUUGUGGUCCCGGGCCUCCCACCACCAUUCCGCGCCACCACCGCCGCCGCCCGCGCCACCCUCUUCACCACCCAACCCCCCCAUGUCCGCCAAUCACUCCAGCGGCCGCAAGAUGUCGUCCUCGGUGGCCUACCACACGCACAAUAGCGCCAUGAGCUCAGACAACUUCAGCGCGGGGCGCAAAGCCAACGAGGGAGGGAGUCCCACCAGUCCCUUCAGCACAGGGUCCAGCAGCGCUGGGGGCGGGUUUACUUUCGGGGGCGACUCCACCCCGGGACUCCCGUCUUCAGAAGAACUUGGCUUUGAAUUCAGCGCUUCUAACAUCUGGGCGCCUUUCGUCAAUGGCGCCAAGUCGGGCGGCUCCUCGCAGCAGCAGCAGCCUGUGCGUCGUAACAGCAGCGGUCUCAGCGGUGGCGCCGUCACUCCACGCUUGUCCCCGACGCUGCCUCAGGAUACGGGCCCCCUGGACCACCCGUUGGCCCGCCGUGCCCAAAGCGACCCCCUCAGCACGCUCUCCUGGCUCCAGUCCGGCAACGCUGCAGGCGGCUCCUUCUCCGGCGGCUCCAGUUCCAGCUCCGGUGGCUCCUCCACCGGCUACUCCUCCUGCUCGGCCUCCUCGCUGCCCGGUGGCUCGCCCACCGACUCCGAGGGCGGCGGCGGCGGCGUGGGCCUCAGCUCCGGGAUGCUGAGUCGACUGAAAGGAGGCCCCGGCGCGGUGGUGGGGCUGGGCGGCGUCAACAGGGACUGCUUUGUGUGUUUCGAGAGCGAGGUGACGGCCGCCCUGGUGCCCUGCGGCCACAACCUCUUCUGCAUGGAGUGUGCGGGGCAGAUCUGCCAGUCUGCAGAGUCCGAGUGCCCCGUGUGCCACACCCCCACCACUCAGUGCAUACGCAUCUUCUCUUAAUAAUACUGACAAUGAUGCCAUGAUAAUAAUAAUAAUAAUAUUAAUAAUGACGCUAAGGACUUAUUUUGUCUUCAAACUUGUGUCUUAGCUCUUCAGGCCUUCAUUUUCUUUCAUUCAGGCUUCUUCUUUUCUCAGCCUUUCUUUUUCACACUUUUUCUACUUAGCAGAUAUUUUUCGACAACGCUGUCAAAACGAGGCCUGCACUUUUCUACUUUUCUCUUCAUGUGCUGUGCAACACCCCCCCAACCCCCCCCCCCUCAUGACCACAUGAUCCCCUCUCUCGCUAGCGGACUGCUUGGCCACGCCCCCUCAGCCAUGAAGCCAUGCCAAAUGUUAGACGCCAGCACAAUGCAGCAUUCUUUCUCCUUGGCCUCUCAGGUGUGGACGCCCGGCCCGCUGACAAUCCCUUUACCCCCCCUCACCUUCCCCCCUGUGUGGUUACUGCCCUCACCUCCCCCCAUGUGUGGUUACUGCCCUCACCUCCCCCCCUGUGUGGUUACUGCCCUCACCUCCCCCCCUGUGUGGUUACUGCCCUCACCUCCUCCCAUGUGUGGUUACUGCCCUCACCUCCCCCCAUGUGUGGUUACUGCCCUCACCUCCCCCCAUGUGUGGUUACUGCCCUCACCUUCCCCCCAUGGCGUGCUUAAAGGAAGGCAGUGAUCCAGCCCCCCCUCCCCAACUUCCUGUCUGUUACUUCCAUGAGCUCCUUCAGUGUCAUCUUCAUCCUGCUUCUGUCACGUUUGAGGACAAGUUCCAUACAAUAAUUCUGGGGGGUCAUUGAACUGUUUUUCCUGCACUGUAGCCCCCGACCCACCUAAACUGCUUUUAUUUUGGUCUUCCACCUCUCUGCUGCAGCAAAGCUGGGCUGCGUCUAGCGCCGCCUUCAGCAGUGCACUAAGUGUUUGCUCCCCAUUGAGUCCUUCUCUAGGGUUUGUCUUCUCCAUGUGAAGGCAAGCUGCGUUGUUUAAGGGCUUCCUCAGUAGGAAGACUUUCCUUAAUGGCAGCUACGUCAUCCAGGGCUUCCACGCACACUUUGUGUUCCAAUCCCAGCGAGAAUGUUGACGCCACGCUGAUGAAGGCUCCCCUUUGUAAAAGGAAAUGAAAUGUGUCCCUGGAGAGAAUGUUGGCGUCAUGUACAGUACUUUUCAUUCACACACAAAAAAAAAGGUACCCGUUUUUUCAGAUUGUCUGCUGAUUUUUAUUUUUUUAGCCAAAUGAUCCCCUCCCCCAUUGCCUUCCUUAAAGGUUUGAAAACAGGGUUUCCUGAGGCAGUGACCUCUGACCUUUUCUUCUUGGUGAUUAGAGGGGGGAUGUAAGGAGAACCUCGCCAAUGAAAAGGGGUCGAGCGGGGGGGCAAACUCCUCUAUUUUGUUUAUUGCUUUAACUCUUUUUGUACGCUGAACCAAAAUGUGCAGUCAGCAGACGCGUGUAAAUACCCUCAACAAUCAUCUUUUUACCAGCUAGAGGACUUUGUGACACACCUGUAGUUUCUCAUUCUUUGUAAGUUACCCACCUGCAUGUCUUCAAGCCACCUGGCUUUAGCUCAUUUUUAACAUUUCAAGACAAAAAGAAAACACAAAAAACUUUUUACACAUUUUUAUUUUUUACAAUUUAUUUGCUUACCUAAAUAUCCCAGACAAUAAUGUGACCCUUUUUAUGACUUCAAAUGUAUUUUUUAUUUUUUAUUUGUUUCCUUUUUCAUUAUUUCCUGUGUACUACAUAUAGGCGAUUUAUAACAAAAUGAGAAAAAUUAUUGAAGAAAUUUUUAAAAUUGAAAUAUAUUUUAUUUGAAAGUUUAUGGACCUUUUAACCAGACGCCGGGGAAAUUGUAUAAUCAUAUAAUUUGAGCUGGUUUGACGGUUAUAAGAAAUGUAUCAAGAGUUUUAUUUUUUAUGCUUCUUUAAUAAAGUCUUUGGUUUUGGUUCCAUUUUUUACUGUAAAAUGAUAAAGGUGUUUCUUGUCAUUAUUUCUUCACGGUGCAGAUGGUGUAUUUGCCUACUAGUGUUGGUGCAGAUGGUGUAUUUGCCUACUAGUGUUGGUGCAGAUGGUGUAUUUGCCUACUAGUGUUGGUGCAGAUGGUGUACUUGCCUACUAGUGUUGGCAAGCCUUCAGCAGGGAUACAUUACGUCAUGAUUUUUACUCUUCCUUUCAACGUGUGUGCGUGAGUUUUCUCGUGACUUAAAACCAUCGGAGCAUUUGUAAAAUGUUAUAUAUUGAA